This is a messenger RNA of Closterium sp. Yama58-4, 498 nucleotides long. Lineage: Eukaryota; Viridiplantae; Streptophyta; Zygnematophyceae; Desmidiales; Closteriaceae. The record is from the annotation of a GenBank genome assembly.
AUGCUAAAGCACGUUAGCAGCAGGGGAGGGGAGGACGAGGGAACAGUGCGCACAGCUGCUGGCAACGGCGCUCGUGGCGCUGAGACAGGGCAGCCUGGUGGAUGCCAGUCCACUCCCCUUCUUCCCUUCCUCCCACGUGGCAGGAGCCGACUUGCCCAAGGGCUGUUGGUGACUCACCGCCAGCUCAGCAACCACCAGAUUGCCGCCCAUUUCCUGCUGGCCAUAGGCGGCAUCGCACUGCGCACUAGCGACCUCGUUGGAGCAAAGGACAUUUUGAGAUCCGGACUGACUCUAUUUCGGGCGGCAAGAGACACACAGGGCGUGGUAGCCGUUGCGGCAGAACUAUCACUCUUGUACAGGUCAACAGAUGAGGCGAUGGCAGAGAGUCAGAACGCGGCGUAUCUGAAUCGCAAGCGAGGGGAGCUGAGUCAGCAGGUCAGAGCAGCGGUCGGCACACCGGGGCACGCCAUACUGCUACAGUAUGGUCCUCCUCUGUAA